CCCUGGGUUCCCUCUGUCCGUGUUCCUCAGUGCCCUGCCCAGGGCAGCAUGCCGCGUCCAGCGAAGGAGUGCGGCUGCUAGAUCUUUCCGUGUCCCCUUUCUGUGGCAGCAGGCCCUCAGAGCAGCCGGUGGCUGGCUUCUGGUCUCCCCUGUCCCCGGGUGCCUCCGCCCACACGCUUUGCACGACCAACAUUUAAAAUGUGUGAUGAUGUCCCAGAUAAUUGGCAUACUGGGGAGAAAUGCCUUGCCCCUUGUUCUGAAAAUGGAAAACUUCAUGAAGGAACAAUAUGCUCUAUUGAAAAGGACAAGAAUGGAAAAGCAUUUGCUGUUGUAUCAUUCACUGAGUCUGAAGAAAGAAAAAUACCAAUAACUAAACUUCAUAGAGUCAAAGCCAGUAGAGGACCCUGGAAAAGCUUAAUAUUUGAUGAUGGUGACCUGGAAAAGCCUUAUUUUCCUAACCAAAGUUUUCCAUCUCCGGAAGUUGCUUUUAAAUUGUCUGACAAUGGCGAUUUUAUCCCAUAUACAAUCAACAGAUACCUGCGUGAUUAUCAAAGAGAAGGAGUCCAGUUUCUCUAUGGACACUAUGCUAAUAAAAGGGGUUGUAUUCUUGGAGAUGAUAUGGGCCUUGGAAAGACAAUACAGGUAAUUUCAUUUCUGGCUGCAGUGUUGCACAAAAAGGGAACACGUGAGGAUAUUGAAAAUAAUAUGCCAGCAUUUCUACUGAGGACAAUGAAAAAAGAAUUGAAGGGUAACCCCAAGAAGACUUUCCUCAUAGUGGCCCCUCUUUCAGUGCUGUACAACUGGAAGGAUGAAUUAGACACUUGGGGGUACUUUAAGAUCUGUAUCUUACAUGGCAAUAAAAAAGAUUAUGACUUAAGUCGCAUCAAGCAAGGGAAAUGUGAAAUUGCCCUUACAACGUAUGAGAUACUUCGCCUGUAUUUAGAUGAACUUAACAGUGUAGAAUGGUCUGCUGUGAUAGUGGAUGAAGCACACCGAAUCAAGAAUCCAAAGGCUCAAGUAACUCAAACCAUGAAGUCAUUAAAAUGCAAUGUUCGCAUAGGUCUUACUGGAACCAUUCUGCAAAACAAUAUGAAGGAGCUUUGGUGUGUUAUGGACUGGGCUGUACCAGGACUUUUGGGUAGCAGAGGACAUUUCAAGAAGAAAUUUUCUGAUCCAGUGGAGCAUGGCCAGAGGCACACUGCAACUAAAAGGGAGCUAGCAACGUGUCGUAAGGCCAUGGUGAAGCUAGCCAGAAAAAUGUGUGGCUCAUUCCUGAGACGUACCAAAGACCUUAUCAGUGAUCAAUUGCCAAAAAAGGAAGACCGAAUCGUGUACUGUUCCCUGACUGAAUUCCAGAAAGCAGUGUACCAGGCUGUGCUGGACACAGAGGAUGUAAGCUUAAUAUUAGGAGCGGGAGAGCCCUGUAGUUGCAACAGUGGAUGUAAAAGGAAGAACUGUUGUUACAAAGUAAAUGCUCAUGGUGAAACAGUUAAGUCACUGUGCUUCAGUUACCUGACAAUCCUACAGAAGGUUGCAAAUCAUGCAGCUCUGUUGCAGACAGACAACACUAGCAAGCAGCAGGAAGCACAUAUCAAACGGCUGUGCAGCCAGUUGUCUUCCAGUUUUCCAGAUUUUGUGCAGUUAAGGAAAGAUGCAGCCUUUGAAACAAUUUCAGAUCCAAAGUACAGUGGGAAAAUGAAGGUCCUUCAGCAGCUUUUAAAUCACUUCAGAAAAAACAAGGAUAAAGUUCUUCUUUUCUCCUUCUCCACAAAGUUGCUAGAUGUGCUGGAACAAUAUUGUAUGGCAUCUGGGCUAGAUUAUCGAAGACUUGAUGGAACUACAAAAUCCGAAGACAGGAUCAGAAUUGUAAGAGAGUUCAACACCGUUCAAGAAAUUAACAUAUGUCUUGUAUCUACAAUGGCUGGUGGACUGGGUCUUAAUUUUGUUGGUGCCAAUGUUGUUAUACUCUUUGAUCCUACAUGGAACCCUGCAAAUGAUCUUCAAGCUAUUGACAGAGCUUAUAGGAUUGGCCAGUACAAAGCAGUUAAAGUAUUUAGAUUGAUAUCCUUGGGAACGGUAGAAGAGCUGAUGUACUUGCGACAAGUUUAUAAACAGCAACUCCACUGUGCAGUGGUUGGAAGUGAAAAUGCCAAACGGUAUUUCGAGGCAGUGCAAGGAUCGAAGGAACAUCAAGGAGAGCUGUUUGGGAUCCAUAACCUUUUCAGAUUUAGGACUCAUGGGUCCUGUCUUACCAAAGACAUCCUGGAGGUGUGA
Messenger RNA from Dryobates pubescens (Downy woodpecker), 2274 nucleotides. RefSeq names its product ERCC excision repair 6 like 2 (gene ERCC6L2). The transcript is spliced from 14 exons. Bases 199 to 2274 code for a protein of 691 amino acids. Lineage: Eukaryota; Metazoa; Chordata; Aves; Piciformes; Picidae. Gene Ontology annotation, molecular function: ATP-dependent chromatin remodeler activity; ATP binding. The record is from RefSeq and is a predicted model, not a curated record.